AUGGAUCCGAAUCAAGUAUUAGAUCAACAAUUUGAAACUGACUUUUAUAAUGAUUUCACAUCAAAUAAAGGUUUAAACAAUCAUCAACAAAAUGAUUAUGUUAUUACACCUGAAUCAAAUAAUAAUAAUAAUGGUACUCAGAAUCAAGAUCUACUAUCUCAAAAAUUAAAAGAUAUUAAUGAUGAAUAUUCCCAAUUAUACCCUCAUUUUAAUCCAGAUAAUGAAACAAAUUUUCAAUUGAAUGAUAUGGAUUUUGAUUUCAAUGUACAACAAACAAAUAUAUCACAACAAUUACAGCAACCUUUACAACAGCCUUUGCAACAUCACUUACAGCAACCGUUACAACAACCAAUUAAAAAUGAAGAUAAUAUGGAAGUUGAUGAUUCUCCUCCGUUUACAUUAGAACUGGAUCUUUAUUUUGAUCAAGGAUUUGAUAAUAAUUCAAUAAUAACAAGUAAUAAUCUACCUGCAAAAGAUUUUGAUUCAAAUCGAAAUAGAUUAUCAGUAAUAAGUCAUCAUAAUUCACUGCUACGAAGUCCUGUUCAUCAUGACAGUCCUUACAAUGAAGGUUCAAGAGUUUCAUCAUAUCAUAAUGUACAAAAUGCAAUGGAAAAUAAUGUUUUUAUAAACAAUGGUAGAACAUAUUUAGAUAGUAAUGAUCAUCAACAUCAACAAUUUGUUGGGAAUCGAGUACGUAAUGGAUCAAUAGAUUCAUAUUAUGCAGCAAAUGCUAUUAAUCAAGCUCAUUUACAACAUAAAUUUAAUGAAUUAUCACCAUUAACUACAACCACUUCUAAUACUCAUUCUAUUUCAUCAGCUCAAUCAGCUCAACCAUCAUUUUUUUCCGCACAUCAAUAUCUUUCAAGAAAUUCAAUUGAUCAAACUCGUCCUUCACAAGAUCUUUAUGGUCGACCUUCAAUUGAAGGACAACCAUCACAACAACAAAGAAGAUAUAUAAGUUUUACAAAUUCCAUUACAAAUAUUAUACCUUUUAUGGGUGAUAAAAAUCAACAAAGAUCACCUCCCACUGUAGCAAAUCAAACUCAAUCUUUAUUCAACAAUAAUCAACAACAACAACCUCCACAACCAGCACCACCACCGCCACAAAAGCAUUUAAUAAAAUCAAUAUUCAAAUCACAACAAAAUGAACAACUAGAUGAUUCAGUUAUGUUGACUGAUAGUUUCUUACUUAUGAGUCCUACAAAAGAAGAACCAGAAGAAGAAACACCUAAAAAGGUAAAAUCAUCAAAAAGAAGUUUAUUUACAAGAUUUAAAACCAAUAAAGAAGAGGAAGAACAACAACAAGCACCAAUAGUGGAACCAGUUCAAGAAUCAAGUGGUUCCUCUAUCAUGACAAGUAGUCAAGUUUUAGAACAUUCUACUUCAGAUUCAUCACAAACUAACGGGUUGGUUGAACCAGAUUAUGCAGCAUUAUUUGAAAAUGUAGGUAAAAGAAAACCACCUAAUAGAAAAAAAGUUAAAGAAGAAACUCCACAACAAUCAUCAUUUUUCACGAAAAAUAAAAAAACAACGACUGCCAGUUCUCAAAAUUCAAUUGGUGAUAGUGCUAGUGGUACCAAUAUAAGUCUUUCAUCAUCUAAUACUUCUGGUAUACAAAAAACUUCUACAAAUGAAAGUGGAGAAUCAACAUCAUCGAAUACACUACCUUCAACAACUACCACAAUGAUUUCAUCUACAACAAAAAGAAUAUUAGGAUCUAAAAUUAUGCCUAAAAACAAUAAAACGAAAAAAAGUAUAGUUAAAAAGGAAAAAAUUAUAGAUGAGGUUCCAAUUAUAGCAUCAUUAGAUACUCCAGUAGCAACAAUGAUUUCAGAAGGUGUUGAAGUUCAAGUUGAUUUAGCUUCAUUAGAUUUACCACCAGAUACAAAAAUUUUCCCAACAUCCAUAAUAAAUUCAAAAAAUAGAACUCGUGGUAGAAAAGAAAAUAAAGAAGCAGAUUUAAAUGAUGAAAGUAAAAUAUAUCUUUGUAAUUAUUGUUCAAGAAGAUUUAAACGUCAUGAACAUUUAAAACGUCAUUUUAGAUCAUUACAUACUUUUGAAAAACCUUAUGAUUGUUCAAUAUGUAACAAAAAAUUUAGUAGAUCAGAUAAUUUAAAUCAACAUUUAAAAAUUCAUAAAUUAGAAGAAGAAGAAGCUCAAGCUGCUAAAUUAAUUGAAAAUGAAUGA
Messenger RNA from Lodderomyces pseudojiufengensis, 2187 nucleotides. RefSeq names its product Mnl1p (gene MNL1). NCBI's taxonomy places the organism in Eukaryota, Fungi, Ascomycota, Pichiomycetes, Serinales, Debaryomycetaceae. Gene Ontology annotation, molecular function: DNA-binding transcription factor activity, RNA polymerase II-specific; RNA polymerase II cis-regulatory region sequence-specific DNA binding. The record is from RefSeq and is a predicted model, not a curated record. Bases 1 to 2187 code for a protein of 728 amino acids. Gene Ontology annotation, cellular component: chromatin. The transcript has a single exon. Gene Ontology annotation, biological process: regulation of transcription by RNA polymerase II.